Molecule: messenger RNA, 3549 nt
Organism: Pristis pectinata (smalltooth sawfish)
Lineage: Eukaryota; Metazoa; Chordata; Chondrichthyes; Rhinopristiformes; Pristidae
Product: plasmolipin-like
Exons: 4
Coding region: 195-770 (191 amino acids)
Biological process (GO): myelination
Cellular component (GO): membrane
Molecular function (GO): structural constituent of myelin sheath
Source: RefSeq, a predicted model, not a curated record
UGUGUGUUAAUGUUUAGCUUUGGUUAACGCCCUCAUCAGCCCUCAGUUAUUAGGCAAGUUCGUGACAGGUCACAGGCAGUUCUCUCCUGGCUGGACCAUCGGCGAGAAUGAAGUCCCGCUGCAGCGCUAUUCUGAUUUCAUGUUGAACCAUUGUUUUAGGUGAAGGUUUGCAGCCAGUGAGUUCAUGCUGCGCAAUGGCAGACUUUCCUGAUAAAGUGAACACCCAGACCAGUUCGGGGACUCGCAGCAACGCGCAUGGAAGCAGGUUGUAUCCAAUCGGAAUCGACACAUAUUUCCUCAAAUCCUUCUUGGGGAUAUUGAUGACAGUGGAGUUAGUCUUUGGCAUGUUGGUGUGGGCGCUGAUUGCUGGUUCAAGAAUUUGGAAAGGCGAUGAAGCAUUUGGAUGGGUGAUGUUUGUGGCCAUCCUCCUGUGGAUUCUCACCAUUAUUUUGUUUCUUUUCUACUUGCUGAACCUGACUUCAAAACUUCCAAUGGUGCCGUGGCGCCACGUGCGGCUCUAUUUUAAUUUAGGUGCCACAAUUCUCUAUUUAACUGCAUUCAUCACCAAUGCGUCAUCAGUUGACCCAACAUCCAUUCAGGGGACCUACAGAUACAAUAACAGAGCAGCUAGUGCGAUCAGCUCCACUCCAGUGGGAAAAUUAUUGGACAUUAGGUGCAGUACUGUGAAUGAGAAAGAUCAAGAAAAGUGUGCAUGUCAUUGUGAAGCGGAUGCAAGAUGGAGACAAAUAUCUGCAGAAAGCCAAAUAUGAGAGAGAUGCUACACGGUUCCUUUCAGCUGACUGAGUCAAAGAUAUUUGAGGUUAACAAGGCAAGGUUUUGUGGUUGACACUGCUCUUUGCAUUUCUCUUGGAACUAGCACACCAUUGUGCCCCUCGAUGGACAAAUUCAACCCUGCCAUACCAGGAGCCACUUUUUCAUCACUUGCAGUAGGUGCUUGCAGUAGGUGGCAACUUACCCAGCAGCAGAUAGCACGGAGGUCCUUCUAAGUUCCCGCAAUCCAAUUGUUUUCUUUGUUGAAGGUGAUCACAAUUAUAGCAUCUGAGUCCCCCGUCACAUCCUCUUUCCAGACUUGAAGGAUGACGCUGUGAAUUUGCGAAUAGGUUUCAAUCCACCAAGUUUAGAACUUCAGCAGGGAUACCAGCUGCUCCUGAGUUCUUCAACAGGCAUGUGGCUUUUUCUUGCCGGUAAGGGUUGUGGCAAGGCUGGACGCGAGUUUUUUGUGGAAUGAAGUCCCAUCAAUACAGACUCAUCGUUGAGAAGUUCCCUUGAAGUGUUCCCUCCAGCAGGUGCUUUUCCUAUCAUUAUUGACUAUCAGUAGCGUGGGCCUUUGGGUGUUGGGCCCUGAUGGCUUUGACAAUGCUGAAGACUGCACACACACAUAGUUAUGACCAAGUUGCUGGGCUUUGUGUUCUUUCCACCCCAGCGGUUUCUUUCCCUUAAGGUGCAGUGGACGUUCCAAUCCAUGAACAGCAUACAUUUGCUUUUAAAUGGGACAGGAGGGAGUAUAAAAUUUGGAGGGAGUGGGUUCUGAGGCAGGAUGGGAAGAGGUCAGGGGGCAAGAAAGAUGCACAGAGGGAAAACAGAAGGAAAAGAGAUUCAGCAACAGAGAGGAUCGAAUGUUGUUGGGAAGGGGAAGGUGAGUAGAAGGUACCCAUGCACAUACCCAUCCAACUGGGUGACUUCAGUGGCAGGGUUGGAAAAGGCAUAAUGCUCUGGCAACAGGUGAUGGGGGAUAAAGGAAGUUAACGAACACAGAGUCCUCCUACUGACAAAAUGCAUGGAGUACUAUCUGGUCAUAAUCAGCACCCUAUUUUGCCAUUCAACACACUUGACAUCCAGGCAUUGGCACGUGUAAAAGUAUAACAUUGUCUGAGAAAGAGACAGCAAGGCCGUCCACAUCACCCACAAAACCUUUGCUGGAAGAGAAACUAUUCUGAAGGUCUCAUCUCCACUAGAAAACAUCAAGAGUGGUUCAAUGACUGUGACCAUGAGAUAAAGGCGCUCACAUUCUCUAACCCUUAAUUAGGUGACAAUCUACUAUCGACUUAAGUUCCACGACCAUCUGCUGGAUGUAUUAAAGCAUCCCUUAGUUGCUCAAUCUCAUUAACAUCACUUCCUUUUAAUAGUAUGUACAGUACCUAACUAGAAUUUUCUCUUAAAGCAGCAACUGCACAAAGGUGGAGAAUAAUUACUCUACAAAGAGAUGAUUCUCUCAAUGCAAACUUUUCCUGUAAUUUUACUUUAUAAAAAUUCUUUAUUUUAAAAGACACCCAUCUAAAAUCUUCAUCCCAGUUUAUGAAGGCAUUGAGCUCUUGCUUGUAUAUUAGAGAAAAUGUAUGUUCUAAACUGAAUCCUGAGACGUGCAAGGUAGGAACAGAGCACAGUAGUCAGGACGUAGCUUAAUUCUGUUUUCACCAAAUGAAGAAUAUCCAAUAGCAACUAAGAGUGAAAAACACCAGUCGAGUUUCUCUCUCCAAUCCAACAGGCCUCACACCAAUUAAAGUGCACCAUCCAGAAAUCAAAAAAUUCUACAAAGAAUAGGACUUGAGCCAAAGAUCCUAGUUUGUACUGCUGAGUACUUAACCCAUAAAUUUCCAAAGUCAUCACAAGAGACCAGAGUUUAUUUUUGAGUGCAUGAAAUUAACAGAAUUAUAAAAUGCAUGAUAGUUCACAAGAACCAAUGUGACGCUGGUUGACUAUUUGCUUAUUGCUUAACUUACUGUAAUGAUGUAAUAAAUGUAGCCAUAUUGAAGGUUGGUAUCCUCUCUAUUAACUGCUGCUCGAUGUACUUCUCUAACAAAUCAACCUAGGAAAAAAAGUCAUUAAUUACAGUUUAUAUGAGUAAAAACUUUAAAACACUUGAUAUUAUGUGGGUGGGAAACUGACAACUCAUGUAAGUAUUAAAUAAAAAUAACAGGGGACUUGCAGACUGAGCUUCCACUUCAGCAGAAGAAAAUCCAAUUAACAAGCCACACUGUCAAAGCAGUCUCAUCAUGAACCCUCCUCAAGUAAUUGAAGAGAUCAUUGAUCAGCACUUGUCCACAGAAAUGGAACAAGAAAUGGCUAAUUUGCUCUGGAAAAACAAUGCAUGAAGGUAGCCUCACAUUAUUACAAACAGAUACUUAUGGUUGAGAAGUCCUAUUUGCUUUCAAGUUACGUUCAAGUUCUUUUUUUGCUACAUCUGUAUUUUAUUCAAAUUUCAUAGAAUCAUUGAAAUGCACAGCACAGACCAGGCCCUUUCGGUCACCUUGCCUAUGCCAACUGUGAUGCCUACCUAGCUAAUCACAUUUGCCCACAUUAGGCCUGUAUCCCUCUACUCUUUUCCUAUCCAAGUACCAAGUUUCAGUUUUAAAGUCCCCCUUCCCAACUCAUCUUUAUUAUAGUACGUACAUAAAAAUAAUUAUACCAUAAGAUUAUUUGAUGUUUAUUGGAAUGUUUCAGAAAAUUCUAAUUAUAGCUUAUGUCAGCACAAAGACUGUAAAAGCUGUAUGUUGCUAAGGAUACCUAAAAAGAAAUAAACAAGGUAGA